This is a messenger RNA of Ailuropoda melanoleuca (giant panda), 2860 nucleotides long. RefSeq names its product killin, p53 regulated DNA replication inhibitor (gene KLLN). NCBI's taxonomy places the organism in Eukaryota, Metazoa, Chordata, Mammalia, Carnivora, Ursidae. The record is from RefSeq and is a predicted model, not a curated record.
AUGGAUUGCCGCGGGCCGGCUUCCGCGCCCGAGUGUGAAAUACGGGACGGUAGGAAGCGGCAGCCUGCUAGUAGGCGGGGCCAGGGAAACCAAGGAGGGUUCAAAAGGAGGUGGAGGGAUACGCGGGUCACAGUCGGAACUACUUUCAGGAGGAGGUCACGUGUGUUCCUAGUUGGGGAACUUUCCAAAUUCCCACUCCCCUAUGAUGGCUCGGGGGGCAAGUGCUUCGCGUCCUUCGCCCGGGGUGCCGCUGUCGUGAGUCGGCAGCGGGACCCCGAGCCUCCGGUCGCGGCGGAAAAACAGGCUCUUACGAGCCUCCGACGGGAGCACUGUUGGUGCUGACGCCUGGGGAGCUGGUUACACAAGCACCCACAUUCAAGCACGUGCCCCCGCCUCCCCGCACCGCUGGUCGCGGUCGCGGCUUCUCGCGGACCAUGGAGGGAGAGCUCUCAAGCUGGUCCUACCCAUUCGCGUGCUACCUACCAAGCCAGCUAUAGCGCCAAGACUUGGAGCUCCGGCGCGGCCGACAGUGCUGAUUCCCAACCGUGGGAGAAGGGGCAGGGCCUCGGGGGUCUGGCAUCUCCCUCGCUAGUGCCCUGCCCCUUGGGGCGAACAUUUCUGGUGCUGUGUACCCGGGGCAAAAGGGUAUCUCCCACAGCAGCCCGCUACUUGAAUUCACCAGCGUUGCAACAAACUUCCAGUCGCUACCCCUGAGCUGGUGAGCGCGCCCCACCUACCGUAGACUCAGCCAAGUGACUUAUCUGUUCGGAGAACCUAGUCAAUGGCCAUCAGCCCAGAACAAACCUGUCAAGUCUGCUAACAGCCCGGAUUGGUUGACCUAUCCCCGUGAGAGAGCUGGUUCAGAAAUUCUAAGAACUGGAGCGCAUUUACCCUGACAUUGAUCAGCUGCAAAGCGAGUUGUCCACUUUCUGCUUUAAGAGAAUGAACACCAACCCACACCAAUAUAGGAAUUUCUUCCUUUUCUUACCCCUGGGAAGUAGAACUGGAAGAGACAAUUGGAGUCCAAAGUAUCUGAGUUGAGACCUGAGCUGAGGCACUGGCUCAUUUUCAUUCUUUUCUUUUCUUUCUUUUCUUUCUUUCUUUCUUUCUUUCUUUCUUUCUUUCUUUCUUUUUUUUCUUCUUUCAGAUGUGGGAGAAUGAGAUCAAUUUGCAUGUGUAUUGCAGUGAUUUUGAGUAGGUGCCUAGUAAGGUCUAAAAGGAUUUAUUCAGUGUCAGAUGUGUCGGAGAGAAAAGACUGUGUAUGAGCACAUAAUGGUUGCAGGCAGCCCCUUGAAGACUAGAAACCCCAAGAGGGCUUGCUUAGAAGCCACAGGCCAUUAUGUAAUUCCACGACUACUAAUUAAACCAGGGAUAUUUACAGUGUUCUUAGAGCUCUCCCAGGCUCCAUAACACUUUGCAUUUAUAUACAACACCAUUUUAAGAUAAGACCUGCAGGAGUUAGCAACCUGAUGAAUCUUCAGUGUUGAUAUUCACUGAAGGCUGGCUUUGUGCAGGGUCCUGGUCAGCCUGUGGGAGGUAGAGGCCACAAGUGGAAAAGGAAACGGGGAGGUAGGGAGCAGGGGACCAAUCUGGAAAAAGUAGGAGAAAGGCCUCCAUUUGGUUUCCAAAAAUGAAAAUCCUAUCCACACAGCCUAGGGUAAACCAGAGAUUUCUUUAUUUUACAAAUAACCAAUGAUAAGAAGUCCCUGACUUGUAGGUGUUCCACUGGACUGCAUGGUAAGAAAAGCAAAUACUACUUGUUGGGGAAAGGGGAGAUGAAGAGGAAGUUAAAUGAAGGGGGGGGGGGUAGAUUGGGAAGGGGUAAAAUGUCCCCCCCUUUGUUUCUCAGGUUGCUGAUCUUGUCUCCAGAGCCCCUAUUAGCACAGCCCUACUCUGCCCCCCCCCUCCGCCCCUGGAGCCUACCCCAUUCUGAAAUCCACUUCCUGGGAAGGAAAUGGGUUCAUGAGACAGGAUGCUUUUCUACUCCCAUGGCACACAGUUCUCGUGGCGCAGAGAGGUCACACACCACCAGCACUAAAGUGCUGGAAUGGGAGAUUGGCCCACAGCACUUCCAUUGGCAGAGGGAAGAAAAUGGGCCAUGAGUUUUGCUGCUUCUCUGAACAUGAGCUCCCUCUGCUUCUCUCUCGCAGUGUACGAAAGGCUCACCAACGUUGACAGACAUUUGGCCAAGCAGACAGUAAUAUCAGGUAGUUAUUAGGAAUUACCGAAUAAAAAACCUCCUCCCCUCCCCAGUGUUAAAUAGGUUCCUGCAGGAAAUGUCAGAUUUCCAUUUUUGUUUGCCUUCACCUCUUCCUUGUACCCAAGGGAUCUCCUUACCCAAGUGGUAGAGCUGAAACCUCUAAAUAGCUGACUGUAUCGAAUGUUCAGGGAGUUUAAAAUCUGUAUAUUGUUUUUCAACUUCAACUGCAGAUAUCUGCUUGGCUGUACAGAUGUUACAAUACGUAGGUUUCCAGGCACUCCAGUUCUUUACCUGUCUGGAUUUAGACUGCCCUAGGGAGAAACAGAAGCUCGUAACAAAGGGAGAAUUAUAUAAAGCUUCUGGGAGACGAACUAUGCAGAAUAAUUAGUAAACAUGAUAACCAGCUUUAAUUAUAGUUUCUAACAGCAGAUUCCAAAACUGUAUUGUUACUACACCCAAAGAACGUCCAAAGAAAAUAGCUUUCUUAUUUUCUUUGAUAAAUGAAAUGACCAGCAACUUGAUGUGAGUGAUAUAAAUAGUUGAUGUGCUCUUUGUAGGUUCUGCUGCUAAAAUGUCUUCUGUUGAACACUGAUCGCUGUAAUGCCUUUCUCAUCUCCCACACACUGACCUUUCAAAUAAAGAUCUAAAUCAAUGGCUUUA